UACAUGAACAAGAUAACUGUAGACAUGCAAACGGAGACCAUGUCUGCUCAUGUCAAAGGACGGAUCAAACAGUCAGCCAUGAACAGACCGGUUUAUCUAAAAGGUCACUCUGCCACCAGCCAAGAUAAAACAGUGAACCUGUUUGUGUCAGCGGUCUCAUUUGCAUCUCGUAUUUUUGUUUAAGGGACGGUUACAUUCCGUGCUAGGGUCAGGCAAUGUAAACAAAAGAAAUGCGAGGUCUGUCUGCAGAACAGGGAAAGACAAGUAUACAAGAGACAAUUAGGUGAGUUGUGCUCAUCAGUUCAAAGUGCUUCCCAUUCACAUUUAUACUAUUUCAAGCCCUUACAAAUCUCGCACUCAACCACUUAGCAGGUGACGUCUGUUAAAUAGUGGCCCUGCAUUCGGCCACUCACGAGAAAUAACAAUCAUGACCGAGAAACGCAUCGUGUAAGUAGCCGUUAGCAUAGCUAAUUUAUAUUGUAACCUUGUUAAUAUAUACUUUGGACCUGGUUAUUUCAUGUCGUCUGCAUGACUUUGGACUGGAACAACACGGACAAAGCCAAUCUGCAGGACGUUUGAUUACGUACUCGUGGGCCACAUAGUGAGUGAAGGCACAGACCAGAAGGCUCUGAAACAAAAAGCCUUCAUCGAGCAGCUUGAGAAGAAAAAAAUCAGCGUCACUAGGAUCGUUUAUGAUGACAAAAUGUUUUUUGGCCUCCGGGCUUCCAAUGACCUGUUGCAAGACUACCAGUACCUUCUGAAAGUCUCAGACUCCUGCAACUGGUGUGGAGAUUUAGGAGGCCAGCCCCCCCAAACAACCAGGAUACGAAUCAUCCAUUUCAUCCUUAAUCAUACCUACAUAAACAAUGGAGAGAACCUAAAGGAACUGUUAAAGAAGGAUGUGUUUGAAACCAUGUUCUGCCUCCAUGAGAAAGAAACCCGGAAGAAGCUAAAGAAAAAGUGGGCGCGCUGGUCGGCUCUCUGUAAAGGACAACCAGUCACCGACAUCCAGGGCUACUUUGGGGAGAAGGUGGCCUUGUACUACCUGUGGCUGGGCUGGUACACCAAGCUGCUGAUUCCAGCUGCUGCUGUGGGUGUUGUUGUGUUUUUGUAUGGACUCGCCUUCUUUAACACCAACCCUCUCAUUAAGGAAGUGUGUCAGUCCAGCAUCAUUAUGUGUCCUCGCUGUGAUAAGAGGUGUACAGUGUGGCAGCUGUCAGACACCUGCACCUACGCUAAGGUCAGCCACCUGUUUGACAAUGAGGGCACUGUGGCUUUUGCUAUGUUCAUGGCAAUCUGGGCCACUUUGUUCUUGGAGCUGUGGAAGAGAACCAGAUCCAGACAUGUUUCUCAGUGGAAGGUCUAUGACUGGAGUGAGCACGAGGAGGAACUGAUUAUGGAAAUAGUCAAUGAUCCAAACUGCACGCCGAAAAAGUUCAGACACUCCUACCUGCGCAGCACCGUGGUCCUCAUUCUGGUAACCCUCAUGCUGAUGCUGAUCAUUCUCCUCGCUCAAGCCCUGGUGGUGUUUCGAGUUGUGGCUGCCCCCCUGAUGUCUGAAGGCAGCUGGGAGUUUAUGAGGGAUCAUGCCAACACUGUGGCUGUCAUGUUUGGAGCUGUACUGCACUAUCUCACCAUUCAGAUCAUGACCAGAGUCAACAGAUGGGUGUCCCUAAAGCUGUGUGCUAUAGAGAAGACCAACUCAUCUGCAGCCACAGAGAAGAGCUUCACAGUCAAGAUGUUCACCUUCCAGUUCUUCACUCUCUUCUCCUCACUCUUCUAUGUGGCCUUUUUCCUGGGCAGGAUAAACGGCCGUCCCGGGGACUAUGCACGUAUUGCUGGAUGGAGACUGGAAGAGUGCCAUCCUAGUGGUUGUUUGACAGACCUCUUCAUCCAGAUGGCCAUUAUCAUGCUGCUCAAACAGACUCUCAACAACAUCUUUGAGUUCUCUGUGCCGUGGGUUAAGAACCGUCUGGGCAAAAGCGUUGCAAAGAAGCUGCAUAGGAAGUGUGGUCAAUGUUACAGGAAGGCCUGUCGUGAUGGUCAACGUGCCGAACCAUGUGACAUCUGCAACCUUAAGGACUGGGUGGAAAAUUACCAUCUGGACAACACAGACUUCUUCAGUCUGUUCAAUGAGUUCUUGGAGAUGGUGGUCCAGUUCAGUUUCACCACCAUAUUUGUGGCAGCGUUCCCCCUCGCCCCCCUGCUGGCUCUCAUCAACAAUAUCUUUGAAAUCCGCCUGGACGCUAUCAAGAUGGUCCACUUGGAGCGGCGGAUUGUUCCAAGGAAGACCAAUGACAUCGGUGUGUGGACGAAGGUGCUGGAGGUGAUCGGCGUGUUAGCAGUGAUUGCUAACGGUCUGGUCAUCGGGGUCUCAUCAGACUUCAUUCCCCGCCUUGUCUACCGUUACCGUUAUGGCCCCUGUGCUAAUGGAAGCAGUCUCACACACUGCAUGCAGGGCUACAUCAACGACACUUUGUCUACGGCUGUUGUGUCACACAUGGCUGUUAGAAACGACUUUCUACCCAAUCAGAUGAUCACAGACAAGGGCUUCAACGUCACACAGUGCAGCUACAGAGACUACAGGAGUGAUGAGGACUACACUCUGACUGCUCAGUUCUGGUUGGUUUUGGCUGUACGCUUUGCCUUCGUUAUCUUGUUUGAGCAUGUUGUGGUGGUGUGCAAGUUUGUAGCAGCCUGGUUUGUCCCCGACAAUCCACUUCAGGUGAAGAAUGACCGGCUGCUCGACAAAAUGGCCCGGCUGAAGCAUGAGCUAGAGAAAAUUAAACGGAGCAAAUCAACGGAAGUCUGACCACAUGCAUCUGACCUCAGAUCUAUGAGUCCUGACUUGUAGGCUGUUGUUGGAACACGGAAUGGACUUUACUAAACUGUAAUGUUGUGUGAGGUUUAUGUGUCAUUUGAUGUUUCUUUAUUACUUGCUCCUUGUUAUACAAACAUCACGUAAUGUUUUUAUAUAUUAAAUUUGAGAAAAAAAAUAUUGUUGUCUGUUAAUGUUCUGUAGAGGUUAUUUUUGUUCCUACGAUAUGGAUCACAGA
Molecule: messenger RNA, 3056 nt
Organism: Pungitius pungitius (ninespine stickleback)
Lineage: Eukaryota; Metazoa; Chordata; Actinopteri; Perciformes; Gasterosteidae
Gene: ano9b
Product: anoctamin 9b
Exons: 23
Coding region: 704-2812 (702 amino acids)
Biological process (GO): chloride transmembrane transport
Cellular component (GO): plasma membrane
Molecular function (GO): chloride channel activity; protein dimerization activity
Source: RefSeq, a predicted model, not a curated record